AUGAUAAAUCUAGUCUUAAUUAUCCAACUCAUUUUUGGAAUAGUCCAAUUUUUUGUGGGAAUUAUGGCAAAUGGAAUCAUUAUACUAGUGAGUAGCCUUGAGUGUAUCAAACAGAAAAGGGCGAUUGCAUAUGACUUCCUUCUGACCAGUCUGGGAAUCUUCAGAAUUUUUCUGCAAGGAUUAAUAAUUUCAUGCCAUAUGAUAUUUUUCUUCACUUUGGAGUUGUAUGUGUCUCAUGAAGCAUUUUUAGUUUUCUUUUUCAUAAAUGAAGUCAACCUUUGGCUUGCUACCAACCUUUGUGUCUUUUACUGUGUUAAGAUUGCCAACAUUGUCAACCCCUUUUUCCUCUGGUUGAAGAGGAGGAUCUCUAGACUUAUGCCAUGGUUGAUUUUGGGGUCACUACUGUUUUCAAUUGCCAUAUCUAUAGCCUACAACCUACUCUAUUGGUCAGGGGCCAAAGAAGAGCUAAGAAAAUUUUUGAUAGGAAAUAUCAGUAGCCAAGCUUUUUUCCAGUAUUUGUUUCCAAUUCCACUUCUUAUUGUGGGAUUGGCAACACCAUUGUAUAUGUUCAAUGCUGCAUCGUUUCUACUGAUCUAUUCUCUGUGCAGACAUAUCAGACAGAUGAGAAGCAGAGCAACUGGUUUCAGAGACCCAAGAACUGAAGCUCAUAUCCGUGCCAUGAAAUUGGUAUUCUCGUUCCUCAUCCUCUAUACAUCCUAUUAUUUUGUGAUAUUGAUAUCAUUUUCCAGUAUUUCCAUAAAGAAAGACAUCUUGAUGCUUUUUUGCUUCCCAGUGGCUGGCUUAUACCCUUCUGGACACUCUGUCAUCUUAAUUCUGGGAAAUUCAAAGCUGAAGCAUUAUACAAAAAAGUUUCUGCUUUCUGCUAAAUACUGUCUAAGAAGAGGUUCAGCACUAGACCUGCACAAACCCAAUAAAGCGUGA
Molecule: messenger RNA, 942 nt
Organism: Sarcophilus harrisii (Tasmanian devil)
Lineage: Eukaryota; Metazoa; Chordata; Mammalia; Dasyuromorphia; Dasyuridae
Gene: TAS2R1
Product: taste 2 receptor member 1
Biological process (GO): G protein-coupled receptor signaling pathway; detection of chemical stimulus involved in sensory perception of bitter taste; sensory perception of taste
Cellular component (GO): membrane
Molecular function (GO): G protein-coupled receptor activity; bitter taste receptor activity
Source: RefSeq, a predicted model, not a curated record